This is a messenger RNA of Neltuma alba, 2161 nucleotides long. Its product is annotated as protein indeterminate-domain 12. Gene Ontology annotation, molecular function: DNA-binding transcription factor activity. The coding region runs from base 437 to 1747 and encodes 436 amino acids. NCBI's taxonomy places the organism in Eukaryota, Viridiplantae, Streptophyta, Magnoliopsida, Fabales, Fabaceae. The transcript has 4 exons. Gene Ontology annotation, cellular component: nucleus. The record is from RefSeq and is a predicted model, not a curated record.
CAAAAUAGAUAAAAAGUAGGGAGAGUUAUUGGGUAGUAGGAUCGUGCUGAAGGAAAAAAUCUUCUUAAAACCUGAUUUUGCCAGUUUGAUUGCAUCUUUACAAAUAUAGGCACACGCACAGAGAGAGACUGGAAAGAGAUAUGUCUGAAAUAGUUGUGCAGAGUUGCUCAGACAAGCAAUCCAUGGCCUAGAUAGCGACUUGGAGAAUAAUCCAUCGUCAUCGUCAUCAUCUCUUCACGAGAUUAAUUCUGCUUUUUUCCCACCAACUGAAUCAUCCCUUUCUCUCUCCCUCCCACACCUCCUCACAACAAAACUCUUCAGUUUAAUUUAGUUCUGUCCUGAAUUAAAGCGAGGUUUUUGCACUUUUCUGGGCCCGCCUUCUUCUUAAUCAGUCCCUUCCCAAAGUUGCGAGAAACCGGUUUUCUCCAAAGGCAAAAUGUUUCCUGCGGCGAUGUCCAAUUCUACUACUUCUUUGUCCGUAGAAUCCUCUGUCUCUUCUGCUACUAGACUUCAUGACCUCUCUGGAGUAAACCCGGUCCUCCCCACAAUUCCUCCUCAGCAGCCUCCAAAGAUCAAGAAAAAGAGAAGCCUCCCCGGAAACCCAGACCCAGAUGCAGAAGUGAUAGCGUUAUCCCCGAAGACUCUUUUGGCCACCAAUAGGUUUGUGUGUGAGAUCUGCAACAAGGGUUUCCAAAGAGACCAGAAUCUUCAACUCCAUAGGAGAGGCCAUAACCUGCCAUGGAAGCUGAAGCAAAGGAACAACAAAGAGGUGAAAAAGAGAGCCUACGUUUGCCCCGAGCCUUCAUGCGUUCAUCACAACCCCUCGAGGGCUCUGGGGGACCUCACUGGAAUCAAGAAACACUACUGCAGAAAACAUGGAGAGAAGAAGUGGAAAUGCGAGAAAUGCUCAAAGAUCUAUGCGGUUCAGUCAGAUUGGAAAGCGCACUCUAAGACCUGUGGAACUAGAGAAUACAGAUGUGAUUGUGGAACUCUCUUCUCCAGGAAGGACAGCUUCAUAACUCAUAGAGCAUUCUGUGAUGCAUUGGCAGAAGAAAGUGCGAGACUCUCAGUAAAUCAACUAGCUUCCUCCGCCACGAACCCACUGGUCCAAUCUCUCUUGCUGUAUCCCAACCAACACAGCUUCCUCAAUAAUCCAUGGAACCCGUCUCAAGAAAACCCUAACCCUAGCAACGUUAUCCAGGUCAAGCCCGAAGCUCAACAUUUCCAGAUGCCUCCUUCGUUUCUUCAGGAACCUCCUCAUCCUCACCACAAGAGCGCUCUGAUAAACACAACCUUUAGGAACCCACAAAUGCCCAUGCAAUCUUCCUCAAACGCUGCCACGUCAGCCCACCUUUCUGCCACCGCUCUCCUCCAAAAGGCUGCCACCGUCGGGGCCACCCCAAUGACGCCCCAACCAUCUCAGUCGCAAGCUCAUCACCUGACUCCGCUUAGCAUGAGCCAGUUUGGAUCAGUGGAUCAGCUCGAAUCGGUGGUGCCUGGCUAUAUCAGAGGGUUCGCGACUCGGAAUCUUAAGAAUGAGCAUCUGACGAGGGACUUCCUGGGUCUCACCGACGAUGGCAACAACGGAGGCGACGGUGAGAACGCCGGUGCUGUCAACCUGAAGAAUGUCAUGACGUUCACGGGGGAUGUAUACGAACACCACCAUCACCACUCGCUCUUCAGGUCCCGACAGGGUUUUGGAUUCGUUGGGACUUCCAAUGCCCCCGAGACGUGGAGCAAUUAUUAAGCCCAAUGAAAGAAUACUUCCAAAAGGCAAGGGUAAAAUGGGCAAGAAGAUUUUUCUACUAUAAUUUAUGUAUGCUUGGAUGAGAGUCAGAAGCAUUUUCAGACGUUUGAUAUCAAGUUGUCCGCCAAUGAAAAGAUGGUAUGUGGAGAAGGUUUUCAAAAAAGAAAAUAAUCACAUAUUAUAAAGUAAAUCGAGUUCGGCAAAAAAAGAAAGAAAGAAAGAAAAGUCUUCACUUACCAUCUUUUUUAUUGGGGAACUUGUAACAAACGCCUAACAGUAUAAUUAGGGUUUUAUUGUUCACGAACGUGCAAGUCAAGGUUUGAUUUUUCUCUUUUGGUUUUCCCUUUUCUUUUUCUAGACCUCCAAUACUGUUAUAUUUCAGAUCUUCGCAACCUGAAUAUUUAGACGCUUUAA